AUGGCGUUUCAUCUCUUUCACGUCAUUACUUUUCUCAUGCUUGUGGUAGUGGGAACAAAUGGUGCAAUGUUACCACCACAACUUUAUUGGAAAUCCAUGCUUCCAAACACUCCAAUGCCAAAAGCCAUCACUAAUCUUCUACUCCCUGGACAAUGGAAUGAAGGGAAAUCAACUUGGGUGGAUGCAAAUAUGGAUAUUGGAAAUAAUAGAGCAUGUCCAUUUUGUUUUUAUAGGUAUGCUGCAACUGAUACUCAAUUGCAUGAUAAGUCAAAUGUAGCACUCUUCUUCUUGGAAAAUGAUUUGCACUAUGGUAAAAAAUUGAACUUACAAUUCCCAAAAAUAACCUCAAAUAAUAAUGGACCAAAAUUCUUGACUAAAGAGGUUGCUGAUUCAAUACCAUUUUCAUCAAACAAAAUGGAAAACAUUCUUGAUAAAUUAUCCAUCAAGAAAGGAUCAAAGGAAUAUGAAAUUGUGAAAAAAACAAUCAAUGAGUGUGAAGAAAAGGGUAUCAAAGGAGAGGAAAAACUUUGUGUAACAUCAUUAGAAUCAAUGGUUGAUUUUGCUACCUCGAGACUCGGAAACAAUGUUGAAGCUAUUACAACAGAAGUGGAAAAAGAAAGUAAUGAGUGGCAACAAUAUGUAAUAGCAAAAGGAGUGAAGAAAUCGGGAGAUAAGAACAAAACUAUGGUCUGUCACAAAGAGAAUUACCCUUAUGCAGUUUUUUACUGUCAUAAAACCGAUACAAUUAAUGUUUACUCUGUGCCUUUGGAAGGUGUUGAUGGAAACAGAGUUAAAGCUGUUGCUGUUUGUCACACUGAUACUUCAGAAUGGAAUCCUAAACAUAUUUCUUUUCAAGUGCUUAAAGUUGAACCUGGAACUGUUCCAGUUUGUCACUUCCUCCCACAUGAUCAUGUUGUUUGGGUUGCCAAGUGA
This is a messenger RNA of Trifolium pratense (red clover), 933 nucleotides long. RefSeq names its product BURP domain protein RD22-like. NCBI's taxonomy places the organism in Eukaryota, Viridiplantae, Streptophyta, Magnoliopsida, Fabales, Fabaceae. The record is from RefSeq and is a predicted model, not a curated record. The transcript is spliced from 3 exons. Bases 1 to 933 code for a protein of 310 amino acids.